AUGAUGAGAGAGAUGGACGGGCGAGACAGGUUGUGGGAGGCCAUCAAUCGUGAAAAUGGAGACGAAAAUACAAUACGGAAGGACAACAUUGUGAUGAGGGAGGCCUUGAUGAGGUUCCUUGGGGCCACAGGACGAGGAGAGGAGAAGCGGGUGGGUGUGCAGCGUAGCCAACACUAUGCUGUUAAUGUUGAGGACAAGUAUGCGAGAGAUGGGUGUGAAAUUAAGGACGAGAGUGAAGAUGACCUAGAGUACAAUGACGAUGAGGACUUUGACUUAGAGUAUGUGAGUAAAAGCAACGACAUCCGACGUGUUCCCCCAGAGUUUGUCAGUUAUAAAGGGGAGUCGCAUGAAGAAAGUAUUGGAGAGGUUGCUGCGAGGUACAAUGUAAGCAAGAGUAUUAUUGGGCCAGUGCUCCAUACGAUAAGGUCGAUUGAUAAGCGAUGGAGGAGUAAACGGAACGACCGAGUGAGGAAGCGUGUACGAAACGUCGUCAAGCCUAGGGAGAGAAGAAGGAGUGAGGUGGCACGGCCAAAACAAGGACCGGAGGAACCGAAGGAUGUCUUUCAUACAGAGGGCGAUACAAAUAGAAAAGGUGCAGGUAUCAAUACAAUUGGGGAGACACUAUUCAAGAUGAUGGAGGAUGUAGAGGAUGAGAUGUUUGUAUAG
Molecule: messenger RNA, 666 nt
Organism: Pichia kudriavzevii
Lineage: Eukaryota; Fungi; Ascomycota; Pichiomycetes; Pichiales; Pichiaceae
Exons: 1
Coding region: 1-666 (221 amino acids)
Source: RefSeq, a predicted model, not a curated record